Molecule: messenger RNA, 1719 nt
Organism: Sinocyclocheilus grahami
Lineage: Eukaryota; Metazoa; Chordata; Actinopteri; Cypriniformes; Cyprinidae
Product: copine-8-like
Exons: 19
Coding region: 1-1719 (572 amino acids)
Biological process (GO): cellular response to calcium ion
Cellular component (GO): plasma membrane
Molecular function (GO): calcium-dependent phospholipid binding
Source: RefSeq, a predicted model, not a curated record
AUGGCGAGUCUCGCGGAUUUCGAGCCGCUCGCGGCGGUGAUCCCCGCCACGAAAGUUGAGAUCACCGUGUCGUGCAGAAACCUCUUGGACAGAGACACCUUCUCAAAAUCUGAUCCAAUUUGUGUGCUGUACACUCAGACUGUGGCGUACAGGGAGUGGAGAGAGUUUGGCAGGACAGAAGUCAUCGAUAACACGCUGAAUCCAGACUUUGUGCACAAAUUCAUGCUCGAUUACUUCUUUGAAGAGAGACAAAAUUUGCGCUUUGACCUGUAUGACCUCGACUCAAAGAGUGAAAACCUGUCCAAACAUGACUUCCUGGGCCAGAUGUACUGUACUCUCGGAGAGUUGGUGGGCUCUCAGGGUAGUCGUAUGGAAAGAUCGCUUGUAGGCAUUCCUGGGAAGAACUGUGGAACUAUUAUUGUGAAAGCUGAAGAACUUGGAAAUUGCAGGGAGUCAGUAUUGAUGCAGUUUUGUGGCAACAAACUGGACAAGAAAGAUUUCUUUGGAAAGUCAGACCCUUUCCUGGUCUUUUACCGUAGCAAUGAAGAUGGAACAUUUACCAUCUGUCAUAAGACAGAGGUGGUGAAAAACACGUUGGACCCUGUAUGGCAGGCCUUCAAGAUCCCAGUCAGAGCACUGUGUAAUGGAGACUAUGACAGAGCAAUAAAAAUUGAGGUGUAUGACUGGGACAGAGAUGGAGGUCAUGACUACAUCGGCGAGUUCAGCACCAGCUACAGGGAGCUCUCUAAAGGCCACUCUCAGUUUACUGUGUGGGAGGUGCUGAACCCCAAGAAAAAGAAAAAGAAGAAGAAAUAUCUAAACUCAGGAACCGUCACUCUCCUGUCCUGCUUCAUUGAUGUCGAGGUUACGUUCCUGGACUACAUCAAAGGAGGCACUCAAAUUAAUUUCACAGUGGCCAUUGAUUUUACUGCAUCAAACGGCAACCCUUCCCAGCCUACCUCUCUACACUACAUGAGCCCGUAUCAUCUGAAUGCGUAUGCACUGGCCCUCAGAGCCGUGGGGGAGAUUAUUCAGGACUAUGACAGUGAUAAGCUGUUCCCUGCACUGGGGUUUGGUGCAAAACUGCCACCCGAUGGCCACGUGUCUCAUGAAUUCCCACUGAACGGGAACCCAGAAAACCCAUAUUGCAGUGGGAUAGAGGGUGUUCUAGAGGCGUAUUAUCAGAGUCUGAAGUCUGUUCGUCUGUAUGGACCAACAUACUUCUCACCUGUCAUUAAUCAUGUAGCAAGAUAUGCGUCAUUAGUAAAGGAUGGAUCUGAAUACUUCAUCCUCCUCAUCAUCUCUGAUGGGGUCAUCUCAGACAUGGCUCAGACGAAAGAAUCCAUUGUAAAUGCCUCCAGUCUUCCCAUGUCAGUUAUCAUCGUUGGAGUCGGGCCGGCUGAGUUUGACGGUAAGAUGAGAGACCCAGAGCCCAGCCCACCAUCACCCCACUGCGCGGAGCUGAGAAUCGCCCCAGAGCCAGAGCCUGUAACGUCAGACCAGGUGCGAGAGCCGGCUACAGAGCUUGCCACAGGGGAGUUUACUAUGGACAGCGAGAGCGUGGAGGGAAGCUCCACCCACUGUACCAUAGCUGAGGGUGAGCCGAGCUCAGUGGACUGUUAUUUGGAUGUAUAUGCACACAUGCCCCCUCUUCUGCCUGCCCUGAACUAUCUGCCUGUGGGAAAGGCCCAGUUCUACGGGGGUGCUAGAGGGUGCUAA